CGUUUUAUUUGAAUUGCUAUAAGAAAGUUAAGUGGGCCGUGCCAAAAUCAGCAAGGAGAACAGAGAUUAGGGCUAGGGUUUUAGUGCAGAAUGCAUAACAGUUUGAUUUGAUUUUGAUCCCAUCCGUAAUUCAGGUAACAAGUUAGUGUUGUGUUCACUUGAUUCUUUCACUCGCAAAUCGCAAUGUUUCAUAUUCGCAUCAAAAUUAUUUCUCCAGCCUCGCAAAAACUGGUUUCUUCGCUAGGUAGCAAUCCAUGGCUAUGGCUUGCUUCGAGACUCAUCUCAACCUCGUCUCCUUCUUCAGCCUCCAAAGACAACUCUUUUGCAUUCUACCUAACUCAUACUUGUGGGUUCUCACCAGAACGCGCUACCACCAUUUCCAAGCGCCUCAAGUUAGAAACAAGUGAAAAACCAGACACAGUGAUUGAGUUCUUCAAGAACCAAGGUUUGUCCCAAACUAUGAUCUCGAAAGUCCUUCGAACUGUUCCAGACUUACUUUCAGUCAAACCCGAGAACACUUUGCAGCCAAAGUUUGAUUUUUUCAAGUCAAAAGGGUUUUCUAUCUCUGACAUUCACAACAUCAUAUUAACAUCCCCUGAAAUUCUCAAAAGAAGCUUGAAUAAUGAGAUCAUUCCCUGCUUCAAUUUCCUUGACAACAUGUUUGAAUGUAAGCACAACCUCAUGAAAACUGUUGUAAGCUAUUCAGGUGUUCUACAUGUCUUUGCCAAACGUAUUGAACCUAAUAUCAAGCUGCUGAGAGAAGAGGGUGUUCCUGAAUCACACAUUGUUAGGUUGUUAGAAUACUAUGGCAAGACAAUUAAGGUAUGUCCUACGCGAUUUAAGAGGGCAGUGGAGGAAGUGAAGGAGAUGAAGACUGAUCCACUCAAGUUGCAAUUUGUUAUAUAUGUUCAUAUAAAGUUACAUCUGAGCAAAUCCACAUGGGAAAGAAAGAAAGGUAUAUAUAGAAAAUGGGGUUGGACCGAGGAUGAUAUUUCUAAAGCAUUUAGAACCCACCCGUUCUGUAUGUGCACUUCAGACAGUAAGAUUGAGGCGGUCAUGGAUUUUCUGGUGAACACAUUGGGCUGCAAAUCUUCUGACAUUAUCAGAUGUCCAUCACUGUUGACCAUGAGCUUGAGAAAGCGAAUUAUUCCAAGGGGCUCUGUUGUUAGAGCUUUGCUGUCGAAGGGUCUGAUUAAGAAGCUGAGCUGGACUGUAUUUCGGUAUAAUGAAUUGGAGUUCCUGGAUAAGUUUGUCCAUUGUUAUGACAAGGAAGCCAAUGAGUUAUUGAAGUUGUAUCGGGGUAAGUUGGCUUAAGAAUGUAAGAGAAAUGAAUGUGUCUACUCCCUGAGUCUUUUGGUGCAUUGCAUUGGUAGUCUCGCUUUUAUGCCGUUGUUCCAACUUAAAUGGCCAAGUGAUGUUGCAAUUCUAUAUUGUCCUAUUACAGUUGUGUUUGCUGUGCCAUUUAAACAGAAAAUAUGAUUAGCAAGGAUAAAUAAUGGGGAGACUUCCGAAUUCAGGUGUGAAUUGAGUUCAUGCAUUCAUAUCUUAACAUCACUAUGGCUAGGGAAGGACAAAAGAAGUCUAAAGUGCUUCUUAUCAGCCGGAACGUUAAUCUUUCUGGGGUUCUCAUGGAUGAAAUGUAGUUGGUUUUGCAGCAACAGGGAGUAUUCUUGCUUGGAGAUUUAGUGAUUCGGAUUUUUCCGUUGGUUAUGCUUUUAUGACUGACAACUUGCCUUCAGUAGUACUCCUUCAUAAGGGUGGUUUUCUAGAUUGAUAGACUUACUUGGAGGAGUCAUAGGAUUGUGCUAAUUCAUUGGUUGUUACUUGAGUCUCUGCUGCUGUGUCAAUUUGAAGACUGGGAAAUAGAGUAUUGACCUUAAGGCAGUUUUGCGCUGUGUCAAUUUUAGGCAGAAGCCUUGAGCAAAGCCGAUGCUUGCUGAAUUGAGGCGCUCUGGAUUUUCUGGUGAACAAACUCCUGCAAGGCUUCUGCUACCGCUGGGCAGCUGGUAAUGCUGUUCUUUACUAGGAAAACUGAUUAUAUCAACGGGUUUUGUCAUUCUGGUUAUGCUGUCCAAAGAUCUAAUGUUGAAGCAAUUGUUUAGGUGUGUUGAAAAGGUCUUAAACAUAUAAUACUCCACGAGAAGGAAUCUGAGAAACUAUUUAUCAGGCUGAAUUGAUUCUUAGUGGUUGCAACGAAAACAUUCACAUUAA
Molecule: messenger RNA, 2211 nt
Organism: Arachis ipaensis
Lineage: Eukaryota; Viridiplantae; Streptophyta; Magnoliopsida; Fabales; Fabaceae
Biological process (GO): regulation of DNA-templated transcription
Molecular function (GO): double-stranded DNA binding
Source: RefSeq, a predicted model, not a curated record